AUGUUUUGCAGGCCGGGCAGCCAAAGGGACGAGACCCGGGUGGACGCCGUGUGCACGUACAGGAAGGAGCCCUCGGCUCCACCUUUGGACAGGGUGGGCCUGUACCACCAAGUGAGCAACAAGACCAGAGGCAUCACCCAGCUGGGCCCCUACAGCCUGCACAAGGACAGCCUCUACGUCAACGGCUACAACGAGCAGCCAGUCCUGCCCACUCCCCCCCACCCAGCACCGACAGCUGCCGCCCUCGAGCCUUUCACCGUCAACUUCACCAUCACCAACCUCCCCUACAAUUCCGACCUGGAGAAUCCAGACUCGGCAAGGUUCAAGUCUGCACAACGAGUCAUGAACACCUUGCUCGACCGCCUGCUGAAGGAAACCAGCAUUGGCCCUGAUUUCCAGGGAUGUGAAACAAGAGCCUUCAGGCCGGGCAGCCAAAGGGACGAGACCCGGGUGGACGCCGUGUGCACGUACAGGAAGGAGCCCUCGGCUCCACCUUUGGACAGGGUGGGCCUGUACCACCAAGUGAGCAACAAGACCAGAGGCAUCACCCAGCUGGGCCCCUACAGCCUGCACAAGGACAGCCUCUACGUCAACGGCUACAACGAGCAGCCAGUCCUGCCCACUCCCCCCCACCCAGCACCGACAGCUGCCGCCCUCGAGCCUUUCACCGUCAACUUCACCAUCACCAACCUCCCCUACAAUUCCGACCUGGAGAAUCCAGACUCGGCAAGGUUCAAGUCUGCACAACGAGUCAUGAACACCUUGCUCGACCGCCUGCUGAAGGAAACCAGCAUUGGCCCCGAUUUCCAGGGAUGUGAAACAAGAGCCUUCAGGCCGGGCAGCCAAAGGGACGAGACCCGGGUGGACGCCGUGUGCACGUACAGGAAGGAGCCCUCGGCUCCACCUUUGGACAGGGUGGGCCUGUACCACCAAGUGAGCAACAAGACCAGAGGCAUCACCCAGCUGGGCCCCUACAGCCUGCACAAGGACAGCCUCUACAUCAACGGUUACAAUGAGCUGCAGCCUGAGCUAUUUGCUGCUCAAAAUGCACAACCACCUCUGCCACCAGCAGUGAGGAACUUCACUUUGAAUGUCACUAUAACCAACCUCCCGUUCACUGCAGAUAUGGCAACACCAAAUUCCAGGAAAUUCAAGUCAACAGAAAAAGUCAUGUCCUAUUAUGUUGACCCUUUACUCCAAAGAAGCAGCAUUGGCCCUGCUUAUAUUGGGUGCAAAGUAAUGGCAUUCAGGUCAAAUAAGAACAGGGAUGACACAGCAGUAGAUGCCAUGUGCAGCUGUAGAGAUGAGCCUUCAGGUCCCAAAUUCAACAGAGAAACCAUUUACCAUGAGCUGAGCAACAUGACAAAUGGCAUCACCAAGCUGGGACACUUCAGCCUUAACAGCCAGAGCCUCUACAUUGAUGAUUACAAUGAACCACACAGUCCGUCAUUGGUGAAACCAACCCCCCCACAAAGUCCAGGACCAACAACAGAGCACUUCACCCUCAACUUCACCAUAACCAACCUCAUGUUCACGAGAGACCUGGAGACACCAAACUCUGCCAAAUUCCGUUCCACUGAGAGGAUAAUGCGACACUACAUUGACCCCCUGCUUCAGAGGAGCAGCAUUGGUCCCUAUUUCUCUGGCUGCAAAGUAACAGGAUUCAGGGCAAUGAAGAAGAGGGAUAGCACAGGAGUAGACACCACCUGCAGCUACAGCUCCCAAGUGCCCAAGUUUAACCCAGCUGAGGUUUACCGAGAACUGAGGAACAUGACAAGCGGCAUCACCAAGUUAGGAAUCUACAACCUGGACAGCAAGAGCCUCUAUAUCAAUGGUUACAACGAACCACUUCAGAGAUCAGCUCCAAGCACAACUACUGCAUCAGGACCAACAACCAGAAAGUUCACCCUUAACUUCACCCUGACCAACCUCCCGUACACCCCAGACCUGGAUGUCCCAACUUCCCGCAAAUUCAUUUCCACAGUGAAUGUUCUCAACCACUAUAUUGACCCUCUGUUCAAAAGAAGCAGCGUAAGCUCUGCCUACACAGGAUGUAAAACUAUGAGGUUCAGGUCUGGGAGACACAGGGAUGACACAGGAGUAGAUGCCAUCUGCAGCUACCAGGACAGUGCCAGCCUGGCCAGGUUUGACAGGGAACAGGUUUAUUGGGAGCUGAGCACCAUGACAGAGGGUGUCACCAAACUGGGGCACUACAGCCUGGACCAGAACAGUCUGUAUGUCAAUGGUUUUCCCCUCACAGAAACAGCUACCACCAGAAAGCCAGUCUUUGUUGUAGCUCCAGCCAAACAGGGCUACAGACUGAGCUUUAGAAUAGUCAAUGAAAAUCUAACCAACCCAGACUCUCAGUCUCCAGAGUACAAAGCAGCAGUGGAAAGCAUCACUAACAAGAUGAAUCAGCUGUACCGGCAGAGCGACCUGCGGGACCAGUUCCUGGGCUGCAACAUCACCCGCCUGAGGGCUGGAUCCAUAGUGGUCGACUGCCAGUGUUUCUUCCACCCUGAACCCAACAUCAACAGGGUCGUGGUUGAAAGGACCUUCCAGGACGGGACUUCCAAUGAAACUGGGCUGUGGCUGGGGAGCAGCUACAGGCUGCAGGAAUUCUCAGUGGACACCUUGGAAUUAGCAAUUGAGGCAGCAACUUACAAAACACCCCUCAAAUCUGGGAAAGAAAACUUUGGCUUGAAUUUCCAGAUCUCCAGCCUGCCCUUCUCGCCACAGCUGCAGGACCCCAGGUCACACGUGUACCGAGUGAACAAAGAGAACAUCGAGAAAGAGCUCGAUGUGUUCAGGACCGGCCGCCUGAAGGAGCACUUUGCCGGUUGUACCGUGGAGAGUUUUGGGCCUGUCCAUGGGAGAGGAUACACAGAAGUCUUCUCCAUCUGCAAGUUCACCCUGGAUCCCCUCUCAGGGUCUUUACAAAAGCAAGAGGUGUUUGAGGAGCUGAAACAACUGACCCAGGGGUUCACCAAGCUGGGCCCCAGCUACGAGCUGGAGGAGCAGAGUCUGGUUGUUGAAGGUUAUUCUCCACUCAAGACAAAUGAACCAGAGUCUGAAAGAUCUGAGCUUCAGUUCUGGGCCAUCAUCCUCAUCUGUGUUUUCACCCUGCUUGGCUUCAUCCUCCUCCUCUUCUUAUGCUUCCUGGUCAUCUCUUGCCUGAGAAGAAAGUCCCACUUAUACCAGGUCCAGCAAGGCUUGUAUGGGUUGUACUUCCCACACCUGAGCACAGGAAAAGUGCAUUGACAGAUGAAGUUGGGUCCUCACAGACCUGUUUGUCCACUGAUGAAGGAAGAAUAUUUAUAAAUACUAGAAAAAUGUUUCUUUAAUAAAUUAUUUUCAGCAUUUUCUCUCAUCUUGAGACGAAUCUUUGCACUAUUGCCAGAAUUAUUUUCAUACUACAGGAAACUGCCAAUAAUGUAGAUGCUGAGGAAAGUGGUUUUUUUUAAAGCACUGCAGUAUUUUAAAGUAUUGCACAAUCAACAGAGAAUAAAGACCACGAAAAGGUAAAAUUCUGCUCUACAGAGCUGCAGUUUGCAAGGCCCUUCAGUGUUAACGUCAGUUUUCUGAAAAAGGCUUAAAAUUAUACUAAUUUGUAGAUUUUUGGGGACUGACUGUUGUAGCCUUAGAAAUUUC
Molecule: messenger RNA, 3651 nt
Organism: Pipra filicauda (Wire-tailed manakin)
Lineage: Eukaryota; Metazoa; Chordata; Aves; Passeriformes; Pipridae
Gene: MUC16
Product: mucin 16, cell surface associated
Exons: 30
Coding region: 1-3261 (1086 amino acids)
Source: RefSeq, a predicted model, not a curated record